UUUCGUCACAUUCGUCACAGUGUCCACGCGAGGCUCACGGUGUGCGCGCGCGUGUGCAAUAAACCACAUCGACGAGCCCCGUCCGUGCCGAGCGUCAGCGUACCUCGCGUACGUAAAACGGAGCUUAUCGGUGAUCGAUCGAUCGCGCGCGUGCGACAGACGAUUCGCCGCGACGCGGAUACGCGGGAUACGUGGGACAAUCGGCGGCGAUCGGCGACGGCGACACGUCGUCGAGGGAGUAGCGCACGACGAUUGUCAGCUUCGCGAGGGCGAACCCUCUCUCGAAUCGUCAUCCUCGAAAUCAGCCACCUUUCUUCGCUCGCCCGCGCCGCCCCGCCGCGCCGCCCGGGGGAAAGCUCCGAGUCGAGGGUGACAGCCGGAGUCGCGGAGUCGCUGGCGAUCGCCACGCGAGGGACGUGAAUAGGUUUCGCUUCGUCGGGCCGUGAAACGGGGUGGUGAAACGUAUCGCGUAUACGCUAUAUACACGUUCUUCCCUCCCGCCCUCUUCCCUCCCGUCCUCCAACGCCUCCGCCUCCGCCUCCACUUCCACCUCCGCGAUACGAUCCGCGGAGCGACCUCGUAUCCGUAGUCGCGUGUGUGUGAUAGUGGCAAGCAAAAGGUCGCGCGCGCUGCGCUGCGUAUUUGGGAGGAUUCCAAGUGGUCCAGCAGUGUGUAUCCCCGCCGAGUGGAUCGAAAUUAUGUUCGCCAGGGGAUAGCCCGCGAACGAGACGCGCACACGACAAACGAGAGUGGUAUUCGGGGCGAGCGAGCGAGCGAGCGAGCGAGCGAGGGAGCGAUCGAACGAGGGGGAGGCAGGAGGAAGCUAGGAAGGAGGCAGUUUCGCAACGAGCAGCGCUUCGCGUAGAAGCGUCGCGACGACAAUGACAACGCGCGUCGCCGAGUGAGCUUGGCUCCCCGACAACCAAGAGGAUGCCACGGAGACAGGGUCGCUGCCGAAUCGUACCGGGGCGACACGGCGUCAGUGGGAUCUAGAGAAACGUUUCCUGAGGAGAGCGAGUGGAGCAAUCGGAGGACGAGGGAGAAACGAGAACGAGAUUAUACACAUGCCUUGAGUCCGAGAAAAAUAGAUCGAGGCACGAUAUAGAAGGUGGGAAACCAAAGAAGAAAAAGAGUAAAAGUUAGAGAGAGAAAGAGAGAACAGCGCAAGGAAGAUAGCGAAGAGCGAAAGACAGAACGAGGAGGAAGUUAUCAACGUGACAAGGAGGAUCACAAAAGUCUUUCGAUUUCUGAAGCUCCUCUCCGUGGGUGUUUUUACGCGUGCGGCCGUGGAUCGAUAGUUUGUCUCGCACGCUCGUGCUGAACGGGAGUUGCGAGUUACGACGGCGAGUUACCCUACGUAGAGGACGCGAUCGCGAGCGGUCCUCUUUCGUUCGACAACAACGACAUCCUUGAGCCGCGAGUAACGAGGCCCGUGGGAGACGAGGAGCAAGUUUCCAAAGGGGCCUAGCUGGUGGGUGCUGGUUAUCGCGACAGUCGUCAACGUCGCGAAGACGCUCGGCGAUCGCAAGCUCCGCGGUGAUUUAUGGGGGAUUACAGCGCGACGAGCCUCUUCUCGAGUACCCUGACCAGCCCGAAACCUAGUACGACCACAAGCAACAUCAGCAGCGCCGCCGUCACCAUAACGACAUCCACGAUGCAGGACGAUCUACUGAUCGAGAAGCAAACUACCGGCAAGCCCGCUCCGCUCUCGCCGAGCGGUGGUCUCGACACCGUGGCUGGACAGGACAAAUCGAAGGACGUGAUCGAGGCGGAGAACAUCGCCAUUACCCCGACGACGCCCUCGUCGACAGAGAAAGACAUCACAUGCAGCACGACAUCAGCUUUGCAGGGCUUCGCUGAUCCCGGUGGCCGUGUACCUAGCCUCUGGUCCGCGCCCGAUGACGGCGGUCUGCACACCGCGUUACCAGUCAAUGGUUCGAUCGCUGCCUUUCAGAAUUUCCCAGCCGGUGGACCCGCGGGGCUUUUCGCCAGCACCGGUGCCGCCGCCGCGGUUUCGACCGGCACACGACGUGCCAUCACGGCUAGUCACAAUUUUCCGCAGCAGCAACAACAGCAGCACGGUAACGCGGGUGCGCCCACCGGCACCAGACACGGCGGUCUGCAGGUGUCGUCCGCGCAGCAGCAGCAGCAGCAGCAACAGCAGCAACAACAACAACAGCAGCAUCAACAGCAGCAGCAACAACCUCCGCCGACGUCACACCCAAGCGUCUAUCUGCCCGGCAAGGGAUACGCCGCGUGGUCAGGCGGACCGCAGGCCCCGCAACAAUGGGGCGCGGGCCCGCAAGCGGCCGCUGCUGCCGCAGUCGCCAGUCCGGGCCUGUCUCCCUGGAACCGUGGUAGAUCCGUACCUAAUAUACCACCCCUGCACUCGUCUUUACACGCCGCCGCAGCGGUUGCGGCCGCAGCCGGUCUGCAGGGGCGCAAGCCAAGUCCGACGUUCCCGGGCCAUCCGGGCCCGGCAGCGGCGCAUCCCUCCUGUAUCAGCCCGGUCAAGUUCCGUCGGAGCACGUCGUAUCCCGGCAAGGGCAACAUAUAUCCACCUCAACCAGCACCGACCUUCGAGGUAACCGCCGCCGAGGAGAGGGAUCUGUUGCAGCUGCCACCGUUUCAGCAAGAUCGUAUGACGGCUAAUGGAAACUCACCGUUAGACAACAUGAGGACUUUGGAACACUAUCUGAGCGACAUUAUGCGAGCCGGCGCAGCGGACACCCCAGAACAUCUGAAAGGAUUCAUAAACUGCAACACCGCCAACACGUUGCAGUCGCUCGCGCAGCUACAUGGUAAAUCUCCGUUCUUCCCGAGUCUCGAUGAGCAAGGGCUGGAGGAUCCGAAUGCGCCGAGCCAGUUGGACGGUGUCGGCGUUGGCGUCGGAGUAGGCGUCGGCGUCGGCGUGGGUGGCGGGAUAACGGCUUCUCAAGCGGCGCCGCUCUCGUCGCCAAGUCGGAGCAGUCCGCACAGCCAGGGCAGCGAAACCGGCGAGCGUUUCUCGAGGAAAGUCUUCGUCGGCGGAUUACCGCCUGACAUUGAUGAAGACGAGAUCACAGCCAGUUUCCGCCGUUUUGGUCCGCUUGUCGUGGAUUGGCCGCACAAGGCAGAAAGCAAAUCCUACUUCCCUCCGAAAGGUUACGCAUUUCUGCUGUUCCAGGACGAGGGUUCGGUGCAACAGCUGAUAGAUGCCUGCAUCCAAGACGAGGAUAAGCUUUACCUUUGCGUAAGCUCGCCCACGAUCAAGGACAAGCCCGUGCAGAUCCGACCUUGGCGGCUCAGUGACGCCGACUUUGUGCUGGACGCCUCCAUGCCGCUUGAUCCGCGAAAGACAGUCUUUGUCGGCGGGGUGCCGCGGCCGCUCAAGGCAGUCGAGCUCGCGAUGAUCAUGGAUCGGCUUUAUGGUGGUGUCUGUUAUGCUGGCAUCGACACCGAUCCUGAGCUCAAGUAUCCCAAAGGUGCCGGCAGGGUCGCCUUCAGUAAUCAGCAAAGCUACAUAGCUGCCAUCUCAGCCAGAUUCGUACAGCUGCAGCACGGCGAUAUUGACAAAAGGGUUGAAGUCAAACCAUAUGUUCUGGACGAUCAGAUGUGUGACGAAUGUCAAGGCCAGCGUUGCGGAGGCAAGUUUGCACCGUUCUUCUGCGCCAACGUCACCUGCCUACAGUACUACUGCGAGCAUUGCUGGGCAACUAUUCACUCCCGGCCAGGUCGGGAGUUCCACAAGCCGCUGGUGAAGGAGGGCGCGGAUCGGCCUCGGGCCGUGCCUUUCCGUUGGUGUUAACCCCAGCUGCGUUGUCCCUAAUUAUCUCGCAGCCCUAGCUAAUUAACUACCACCUCUACCAAUAUCUCCCCACCCUCCCCUCACGUGCCCCAACCAACCCUCACUUCCCUCCGCCUCCCAUAUUACUUACUUACUUACCUACAACAAGAACACAGCCUCAAAACUGCUAUUACUACUACUACUAUUACUACCACCACUCGAUCGUUACGUACUAUCACUACUCUACUCUAUUACCACUAUUAUUACUAUUACUACUACUACCACAACUACUAUUCUACUACAAAUUAUUACUACUACUACUACUACUACUACUCCACUGCUACUACUUCAAGUUGUACCGGUUAUACUGGAGGAAGAAACCAGCCGCUGUAGAUCGCCAAUCGAUGCAGGUUCUUGGCGUUACUCCGAUCUUCGACCUCGCAUCCAUAACUACUUGCUAACGAUCGCCGAUAUCAUCGUCGGGCAAAACUAUGUCCAUCUAGAUGACUUUGCCGAACCGGAAACGGAUCUUGCACCCGACGAAGGCGCCGGAAGGCAGCCAAGAAAAGAGGGAAUGAUCGGAUCCACGCCAAGCCGAUAUCGUCGAGCCGAAAAAAACGAAGAAGAAAAUGAAGAAAAAUACACGCCGAGACACAGGAUUCAGAAGAGAAAUGGACACGGAUUCUCAGUAUAUCGAUUACUCGUACACAUAUAAUCCUAUCUGUCUGCGCUGUAAAAUGCACCGGUUCUGUCCGAAAGAUCGAGUUGUUAGUUACCGCGAGUCUCGAGGAGCGAGCAAGCGAGGGAGGGGCUGCCGCCGUCAUCAUCGCCGACCUCGUGUACGCACCCCGCGCCAAUUGUCGGCAUCAAUCCUCCUCGAGUGUUUACCGAAAUCGCCGGCAGCGCGAUUGCGAUACGGAUCCGCCUCGUGCUUGCGUCUCGUUCUGCCGCGGAUCGCCCCUUCCAAGUUCGACUGCCGCAUGCCACGAGAAGGAAGGAGUUUCUUCCCAUGUCGUCCAUCCCGAUCGAGCGAAAUUUUGAUUUUGCGAAGCGUGUCAUCCUGAUGGACGUUGGCGGAAGCGACUUCUUGACAAACGGGGCUCGUGUUUUCCCACCGACGUCGUCCAUUUGGACAAAAGCCCGAACGAAAACCCGCGCUCCCGAGCGACGUAGUGAUUCCCGCGCGACGAAUGUUCGUAAGAAACGCGAGUACCUGAUCCGACGCGAAAGUGUGUUGUCAGAGUGAGCGAAUGAGAUUGGAAGAGCAUGCGAGAAAGAGACGAGGAAAGAAUGAGGGGGUGAUAGUGGAAGCAGUGACAUCAGAAAAGACGCGUAGGUGAUGAGGGCCGGUGGGAAACCUGGAAGAGGGUAAUAGGGAGAGAGGAUAUAGAGAUGAUAUAAAGAGAGUGACAAAUCGUCCGCAUUGGAUAUUAAUCAGUAAUGAAAAAAGCCACGCUUCAACCUGCUGUGUAGGUAAUUCUCUGUAUCACAAACCCAAAACACACAUACACACACACACAUUCGUACAAACAUGUACACAUAUACACAGUUUUCUAGUUAUUAAGAACUUAUUAAAAAUAUGUUACAUAGAGAUGCGUUGUGUAAUGCGUUUCUUGUACGGAUAACGCAACCGCGCGCUCAUAGGGAAACAUUCGACAAAAUGAUUUUUUACUAAUUAACUUAUUCAAGUGAGAAGAAAAUAAUGCGUAGAUGAAAACAUAAAAGAAACAUAAGUAGGGGAACUGAAAGUUUAGGGAGAAUAGGUGUCAUACGGGUGACGGAAGGAGAGGUAAAACGGAAAUCGAAGUAAUUUAAUUUUUCGAUCGCGAACGGCUGUAUAUGACAUCGUGGCGGCGUGCUCCAGGUUGUCCAGGCCUGCCUAAGCUAACAUCCGCGUGCCGAGUUCUCUACCAAUUUUCUUUCCCAAAAAACCGAUGUGAGUUACCUUCACGAACCUUCGCGCGAGAAACGAAGGGGUUGCGAAGUCGAGCUCUCGAAGAGGAAAAAGGCCCGCUACUCGCUCGUGGGGAACGCGAGAAUCGAGGGUUGCUGCUACCGCCGUCGAUGACGAAUUUUACAUUUUGACUUUAUUACUACUACUACUAUGUGCAAUAUAAACGGUCACUCUUCGUAGUUUACGCUGACGAGAACGAUCGGCAAUACGCUAAGCGUAUUUUCGGAAUGCGACGUGCGCGCGAUUUCCCUCCUCCUCGAAAACGUUCGACAGUAAGCACGGAAUGUCCGCGAACAUCCGCGUCUGAACUCGUACAUCCCUCUUCUUCGCGAAACGAGCGGUGUACCUCGCUGAUCCUUUUUCGUGGCGAAACGAUCUCGCGCGCUCGACUUUGCGAAAGAUCAGGAAAAGAGACGCUCGUGCAAAACGGGACGCAAAAGGGGUGGUGUCGUUUCUCGAAACCAAAGUAGCGAUAGAAACCGUGAUUCGCGGAAUACCGGAGCAGCGUGUUAUACAUAGAAUGAUCGUAUCUAAUUACUCUCUUCAUACGUCCGAUAGAUGAUUUGCAAGAGUGUGCGGCGCGUCUUGAGGGGGUCGCGUUUCGCGCGGAACAUUAUAGAUUCAUACAUUAUAUAUAUAUACAUAUAGAGAACGCCGCAUGUUGUCCGCUCCUGUACAUACAUACUGAUCCCUCUACCCUAACUGAUUAAUCAAUUAACCGGCGUUUAUUAAUUGCGACCGCGAGUGUGCACGUUUUCUUAAUCCCUUCAAAAUGAAACGGACUUUUUCGCUGGGUGUAUAUAAUCAAACGCAAUCGCCGUAGUUCAAGUAAAAGGAUGAAAGAAAAAAAAUUGGAAAAGGAGGGGGGGAGAAAAGAACUUCACUUUUCGCCGAGACGUAGGAUUUCUAUACCCGAAAGGUUUAGUAUAGAGAGAGUCUUGUGGUUGGACAGAUAGCAGGACCUCUGUAAAUUUCAAGCAUGACGCUUCCUAGCGCUCGUCCUUUUAGCAGAUGCGACGGUGAUCCCGGCAAAGUUUAAUCGACGAUUUUUCGACGCGUUUUACCGAAAGCAAUUUCUCGCACCGCCACUCGUCUCUCAUUUGACAAUAUCUUACAAUACGUAACAUAGGAUACUUUUGAUAACUCUGUAGUAGAGGAGGCAGGCUUAAGCGCUAAUACCGGACAUUCGUCACCUCAUUAGUGACUCUUUUGUUGUGCAAAAAAAAGGCGUGUCUUUUCACAAUACUUCCGACAAUAGCCGGAUUGUUCCUUCGCGAGACGGCCGAAAGGUUGUGGGGCUGGGAAGCGUCGUACUCGAAAUUAGUAUGCAACGUUGUGUGUUCCGCUUCGUAGAUAACAAAA
Molecule: messenger RNA, 7082 nt
Organism: Trachymyrmex cornetzi
Lineage: Eukaryota; Metazoa; Arthropoda; Insecta; Hymenoptera; Formicidae
Gene: orb2
Product: cytoplasmic polyadenylation element-binding protein orb2
Exons: 8
Coding region: 1544-3787 (747 amino acids)
Biological process (GO): negative regulation of cytoplasmic translation
Cellular component (GO): synapse; neuron projection; nucleus
Molecular function (GO): mRNA 3'-UTR binding; mRNA regulatory element binding translation repressor activity; ribosome binding
Source: RefSeq, a predicted model, not a curated record